Molecule: messenger RNA, 1519 nt
Organism: Pomacea canaliculata
Lineage: Eukaryota; Metazoa; Mollusca; Gastropoda; Architaenioglossa; Ampullariidae
Product: peroxisomal membrane protein 11B-like
Biological process (GO): regulation of peroxisome size; peroxisome fission
Cellular component (GO): peroxisomal membrane
Source: RefSeq, a predicted model, not a curated record
UUGCGUCCGCGAGUUAUCUCAGUGCUAACCUUUGGUCACUGCAGACGCCAGAAGGGAGAUUUGUAAAUAACUGUUUCUGGUUAAUUGAUUUUUAAUAUGCAUGAUGGAUGGCGACUUAGUGGACAGAAUUGUGAAGUUCACUUCACAGGCAAGUGGACGAGAUAAGCUUUUUCGGCUGGUGCAGUAUUGCAGCAAGUUUGCUUGGUGGUACUUAACAAGAGCCAAUGUUGCUGAUGACCUUGUGGACAAACUGAAGAAACUCAGUUCUUCACUCAGCACAGCAAGAAAAUUUUUGCGUCUGGGAAAGAGUCUGGAUUUUGUUCAUUCAGCCCUACGCAGCCUUCACAUCUCAGAUGACGUUCUUCGAUGGACUAUUACAAUUUCAAAGCUCAACCAAGCUAUGUACCUGAUGUUUGACCACAUUGUUUUGGCUGGCCGCAUUGGUAUAGCAAAGGUUGAUGGAGAAAAAUGGAAUCGGUUAUCUGCUCAGUUUUGGAUUGUCACCCUCAUCUUGGGCAUCACCAGAGAUAUAUACGAAAUCUACAGCAUGCUUGCUCGAGAUUUCCGUGCCCGCAAUGCCAAACUUGCCCCUCAACAUCGUAAUGGAGAAAAAGGCAACAGCAGAGUUCAUGGUUUACCCAGACAAAAGAAGGACCUUGCAACGUGCCAGGUGUUGUGGCACUGCUGCCUUGAAAACAAGGCACUCAUUUUAGACCUUAUUAAGAAUCUGGCAGACUUGGUGCUACCAUUAGAAGCUCUUGAGUAUGUGAAUGCUUCUCCUGGAGUACAGGGACUGUUGGGUACAGUCUCAUCAGCUGUUGGUGUGAUAACUGCUUGGGAUCCCUUAUUAAGACUUGUACCCUCAUAGUCAUUCAAGAUUCAAACAUUGAAUGAUUCCUUUUGAUAUUUUUACUAUGCUUAAACAGUGAAGAGACUCAAACUCUUUAUUGUUUGGCCAUUGGAUUUGUGAGCUUCACACACACACGAAAGUAACCAUUGCAUUCCCUUGUGAAAAGUAUUAUGGUAUUAGUAAUAUAACAGCCUUUAUAUAUCAAAUUACAUACAGUAAACAAGUUUAUAAAGUAAAAAGUGUACUUGAAUGCACAAACAUUAUAUUGCAUCAACUCUUAUACACACAUAUAUAAUUGUAUCACAUCAACUGCUGUUUCUGUUGUCAUUUUAGUCAGUAGUAUAUGAAUCUGGCAACAUUUUGAAAAUGAUGAUUUUCAGAAAAUUUUUAAAUACAUUGUUGCGUUUCUAUAUUUUCCUGGUAAAACUUUUAGUCUCAGAUCAUUCAUUGAUGUACACAGAAAUAAAACAUGUCAUAAACAGUGAAGAAAAUAAAUUAGAGAGGGGUGGUAGAGAGAAUUGUGUAUAGGUGAAUGUAAGCAUAAUAUUCAUGCUCGUGGAUAAAGCACUAAGUGCUUUGCUGUUUUGUGUUGAUUUCCUCUAUGAUUUCUCAGAUUCAAAUAUCAGUAUUUGAUUAAUAUCGUAAAUACAAUUUUGUUAUCUAUUACAA